AACAACAGGUGCACAUUCCCGGGCGCCUCGUCACUUCCCCUGCGCUGGCCGCCCCGGCGGCUCUCGAAGCGAACUCACCCAGCGACGAGUCCAAGCUAUGACCCCAGGGGCACUGCUGCUGCUGCUCGGGGUCCUAGGGGCGCUGAUCGCCCCGGGCGCCCGAGGCUCGGAAGUGGAGGGCAAACUCCGCGAGAAACUUUUCUCGGGCUAUGAUAGCUCGGUGCGGCCGGCGCGGGAGGUGGGAGACCGUGUCGGGGUUAGCAUUGGGCUCAGCCUGGCACAACUCAUCAGCCUGAACGAGAAGGAUGAAGAAAUGAGCACUAAGGUGUACUUAGACCUGGAAUGGACUGACUACAGGCUGAGCUGGGACCCCGCGGAGCACGAUGGUAUCGAUGUGCUGCGAAUCACAGCCCAAUCUGUGUGGCUCCCUGAUGUAGUGCUGCUGAACAACAACGACGGAAAUUUUGACGUGGCUCUGGACAUUAGCGUCGUGGUGUCUUCCGAUGGCUCAGUGCGCUGGCAACCCCCAGGCCUCUAUCGCAGCAGCUGCAGCAUUCAGGUCACUUACUUCCCCUUCGACUGGCAGAACUGCACCAUGGUGUUCAGUUCCUACAGCUACGACAGCUCAGAGGUCAGCCUGAAGACAGGCACGGGUCCUGACGGGCAAGAGCGGCAGGAAAUCUAUAUUCACGAAGGGACCUUCAUUGAAAAUGGCCAAUGGGAGAUUAUCCACAAGCCCUCUCGACUAAUCCUGCCUCCAGGAGACCCCAAGGGAGGGAGGGAAGGACAACGUCAGGAGGUCACCUUCUACCUCAUCAUCCGCCGGAAGCCUCUCUUCUACCUGGUCAACGUCAUUGCCCCAUGCAUUCUCAUCACUGUCCUGGCCAUCUUUGUCUUCUACCUACCACCAGAUGCAGGAGAGAAGAUGGGGCUCUCAAUCUUUGCCUUGCUGACCCUGACUGUGUUCCUGCUGCUCCUGGCGGACAAAGUGCCUGAGACCUCCCUGUCGGUCCCCAUCAUUAUUAAGUAUCUCAUGUUUACCAUGAUCCUUGUCACCUUCUCAGUCAUCUUUAGUGUGGUGGUCCUCAACCUGCAUCACCGCUCACCCCACACCCACCAAAUGCCGCUUUGGGUCCGUCAGAUCUUCAUCCACAAGCUCCCUCUGUACCUGGGUCUGAAGAGACCCAAACCUGACAGAGACCAGCUACCGGAGCCCCCUCACUCUUUUUCUCCAGGAAGUGGCUGGGGUCGGGGAACAGAUGAAUAUUUCAUUCGGAAGCCGCCGUGUAAUUUUCUCUUCCCCAAACCCAACAGGUUCCAACCCGAACUGUCUGCCCCGGACCUGCGACGAUUUAUCGAUGGUCCAAACCGAGCAGUGGUGGGGCUGCCUCCCGAGCUACGUGAGGUUGUUUCCUCGAUCAGCUACAUCGCUAGACAGCUGCAGGAACAAGAGGACUAUGACGCAUUGAAGGAGGAUUGGCAGUUUGUGGCCAUGGUAGUGGAUCGCCUCUUCUUGUGGACCUUCAUCAUCUUCACGAGCGUCGGGACCCUUGUCAUUUUCCUAGAUGCCACCUACCACUUGCCCCCUCCCGACCCCUUUCCUUGAAGACUGAGGGGCCAAGUUCCAAGUCCUCAGCCAGUUAAACUGAGAGUUUGGUACUACCCCUCUCUGCUUUCACUAGAAAUCCAGCCCUAUUAUUUUGCCUCUGGCAGCUGUCAGGGUGCCUUGGCCCCACCUGAUGUGCAUAACAGCUGUUUACUUUCUGGGGUACCGAGGAAGCUCCUUUGGAUAACACCUACAUGCCCAAUGAUGCAGAACAAAGAGCAUGAACUAGAAUGUAAGCCUUAUGAAGGCAGCAUAUGUCUUUUUCAUUGUCAUGUCCCAGCUCCCUGCAGAGGUCCUGACCCCACAGUAAGUGCUGAACAUUUGUUGAACACUGAGGGAGAAAAUUUCUGGAAGGAAAUACACCAGUUAACAGUGCCUACAUUUGCAUGUUGGGAGUAGGCUUUUUUUUAAACCUUUCUAUAAUUAUCUUUUGUAAUGAAUACUACAUCUAGGAUGGGGAGGGAAAAAAUUUUCUAAAAGGCUGUAUCUGCAAUGUGAAAAGAAAAAAAAAUGCAUUUUAAAGACUCCCAUUCAACUUCCACCUUUGGUGGUCAAACUACCAAACUGAUCUGUAUCUGUUUCCACAUCUGUAAAAUGAAACUAAUGAAAAUAUAUGUCCUAUGGUAUAUACCAUAAUAAUAUAUAUGAGUUUACCAAAGGG
Chinchilla lanigera (long-tailed chinchilla) is the source of this 2267-nucleotide messenger RNA. RefSeq names its product cholinergic receptor, nicotinic, beta 1 (muscle) (gene Chrnb1). The coding region runs from base 98 to 1606 and encodes 502 amino acids. NCBI's taxonomy places the organism in Eukaryota, Metazoa, Chordata, Mammalia, Rodentia, Chinchillidae. Gene Ontology annotation, molecular function: transmembrane signaling receptor activity; acetylcholine-gated monoatomic cation-selective channel activity. Gene Ontology annotation, cellular component: neuron projection; postsynaptic membrane; synapse. The transcript has 11 exons. Gene Ontology annotation, biological process: chemical synaptic transmission; regulation of membrane potential; signal transduction. The record is from RefSeq and is a predicted model, not a curated record.